GCUGCGGGGCGGGCAGGGCGGUGGGGAAGGAGGAGCCAGCGCGGAGGCUGAGCCUGGCUGCGGGAUGGGGCGGCAGUGAGGAGUGCCGCCGACGGGGCUCUCGCCCCGCAGCCGUGCCGUGCCGAGCCGAGCCGUGCCGAGCCGCGCUCCCCCCGGUGAUGCUGAGCGGCCCCGCCGCCUAGCGCCGCUGCCCGCUGCCAUGGCGGCGGCCCCGACCCCCGGGGGGGCGGCGGGGGUCCCGGCGGGGCUGCGGGUCGCCGCCUGGCUCCUGGCUUGCGCCGCGCUGUGCCGGGGCCCCCCCGCCGCCGCCUGCCCGCCGCUGUGCGCCUGCAGCGGCACCACGGUGGACUGCCACGGCACGGCCCUGCGAGCCGUGCCCAAGAGCAUCCCCCGAGGCACCGAGCGCCUGGAGCUCAACGGCAACAACAUCACACGCAUCCACAAGAACGACUUCUCCGGGCUGAAGCAGCUCCGUGUCCUGCAGCUGAUGGAAAACCAGAUCAGCAUGGUGGAGCGCGGGGCGUUCGAUGACAUGAAGGAGCUGGAGCGGCUACGGCUGAACCGCAACCAGCUGCACGCCCUGCCCGAGCUCCUCUUCCAGCACAACCAGGCUCUGUCGCGGCUGUGAGUACCUCCCGGGUCCCCUGCCCGGCCGUGCGUGGGGCUGCUGGGGGGCUGGAGGGCAGGG
This is a messenger RNA of Oxyura jamaicensis (ruddy duck), 688 nucleotides long. RefSeq names its product slit homolog 1 protein-like. NCBI's taxonomy places the organism in Eukaryota, Metazoa, Chordata, Aves, Anseriformes, Anatidae. Bases 200 to 628 code for a protein of 142 amino acids. Gene Ontology annotation, molecular function: protein binding. Gene Ontology annotation, cellular component: plasma membrane. The transcript has 4 exons. The record is from RefSeq and is a predicted model, not a curated record.